CAAUGGCUUCCAUCGCAUGUCUAAGUUUCAUAGAGCAAUUCAAGGGUUGGGAUGUAGAGGAAAAUGCCAGGAUCCAGGAGAGAGAAUUCUCAUAAGAAGCUCCAAAAACACAAGGGUAACAAGAAGCAGAGGAUAUGUGGAUGCUUUUGUUGCAACUGUCGGCUAAGCACCUCGUCUUCCGAUGAUUUCGACUCGUUCGACUGUGAACGUGGGAACCACUUCGGCCUCGGCCGCCUCUCUCAUGCCAUGGUUCAAGAAAGGUUGGAGCAAUUGAUCCAAUCAUACAAAACUUCGAGGCGAGAAACAAAGAAGCCGAAUAGCCAUGAGGACAUAUAUGAGAAGACUCCAAGAGUGGAGAGUGGUAACAAGGUAAUGUUGGCCAUGCAGAAGUUCUCCUAUGAUCCAAGAAAGGAUUUCAGAGAUUCCAUGUUUGAGGUAAUAGCAGAGAACCAAAUAGUGAAGCCAAAGGAGUUGAGGAGCCUACUAGAUUGUUACUUGUCCAUGAACACAGAAGAGUGUAGGAUGCUGAUUCUAGAGGCUUUUCAUGAGGUGUGCUUACAGUUAUUCAUAUGCCCUUCUCCUUUGCCUUCUAACUUUAUUGACUGUAAAUACUGAGAUGGGGUUGUUUAGUGGGUGUAAUAAUGUGAGUGAUGUUUGGGUUUCUCAGAAUGCGUGUCAAGUUGAGAGAGAGCACUUCUUUCCUGGGGAUCCACGACCACAAAUCUUUUGUAUUAGUUUUGGGAAUAGGUCCUUGACUUGUAACUGCUUUGGCACUUCUUUUCCAUUCUUUAGUAUGAUGUUGUCAUGAA
Messenger RNA from Amborella trichopoda, 809 nucleotides. The record is from RefSeq and is a predicted model, not a curated record. NCBI's taxonomy places the organism in Eukaryota, Viridiplantae, Streptophyta, Magnoliopsida, Amborellales, Amborellaceae.